Messenger RNA from Limanda limanda (common dab), 3906 nucleotides. It is a transcript of the gene mctp2b, whose product is annotated as multiple C2 domains, transmembrane 2b. The record is from RefSeq and is a predicted model, not a curated record. Lineage: Eukaryota; Metazoa; Chordata; Actinopteri; Pleuronectiformes; Pleuronectidae. The transcript has 22 exons. Gene Ontology annotation, biological process: regulation of neurotransmitter secretion. Gene Ontology annotation, cellular component: synaptic vesicle membrane. The coding region runs from base 384 to 3005 and encodes 873 amino acids. Gene Ontology annotation, molecular function: calcium ion binding.
GUGAGUCCCAGAGGAGGAAGUGAGUGACUCACGGUUCGGUUUGGUGAGAGGAGCCGAUGCUGGUCGCUUCUCUGCCCGCAGCACUUUGCCGGACAUGAGGUGAAAGAGUCGCCAGAGGUUCGCAGCAGCGGAAGUUAAGGUACCAGCUCCUCCGUUCUUCUUUACUUUCCCCGGGAGUGUAGUCGUCUGAGUGGGGGUCCCUGAGGUGGAGGAGCGCCCAGGUGAGUCACCUUCCUGCCCGGAAACAGGAGCUCCGUCCCGGGACAGGUGAGAAUCCCCACCGCUUCACUUCAAACAUCUUCCGUUUCAGUUUCCUGCUUCAGUAAAUACCAGGUUGUGCGUGAAGUACAGAUGUUAGACACAAACUGAACCUCCCUCCCAUCAUGGAUUCCAAGAAGCCAGGCAAGCUGCACCAUCUCCGCAAGAAGAUGAUGCCGCAUUUUCGGCGCGACAAGUCAAGCUCAAACAAGGAGGUUGCCCACCUUCAACACGCCAUGGACCAUCGGAUGAGCUCCUCUGUUCCUGACAUGAGGAACAUGAGGCAGGAGUAUGCAGGUAUCUCCUCCAGCCCGCAGCUUCAACACUUCAACACUCCCAGCUACAGUAACCCCUCCACACCUCUUGACAUGCUUUCGAGAAGCAAGAGACAAGCUGGGAGUGGCCUAAACAUGGGAGUAGUUGGUGAAGGAGUUGGGAGGAGUGAACACAGAGUGAGCGUGGCUGCAGACAGUACAGACUGGGCUUCCUCCCAGGAGUCAUUCAACAGUCUCGGUGAGGUGGAGGAAAACUCUCCGGAGACAAACUACAGACCUGCAAGUGGCAUGGAACCUGAGGAGCUGGUACUGCCGGAGAUGAUGACUGUCUAUAGCCCAGACCAGCCCUCUGUGGACGUCUCAGAGGACAGCUCACAGUGUGAGAUGGGCGACGAGACUCCAAGUAUGUCGGACAGCAUCAGAGGUCUGUCCAGGUCCUUCCUACUCACCAUCAACCUGAAGGAAGGACGUAACCUGGUCAUCAGGGACCGCUGUGGUACCAGUGACCCUUACGUCAAAUUCAAAUUUGAUGGGAAAACGUUCUACAAAAGCAAAGUGGUUUAUAAAAACUUGAACCCCACAUGGAACGAGAGCUUCUCUCUACCUGUGAAGGAUCUGAAUCAGAAACUGUACAUCAAGGUCUACGACCGUGACCUGACAACGGAUGACUUUAUGGGCUCUGCCAGUGUCGUCCUGAGUGAUCUGGAGAUGGACAAAGUCAGUGAGCUGUUGUUACACUUGAAUGACCCAAACAGCUUGGAGCAGGACAUGGGCACCGUGCUGGUGGACAUGACCCUGUCUGUCAGAGAUGGAGACAGUAAAAGAGGCCAACGGUGGCCCCAAAUACGAAAACGAAGUUUUAGGUCGGGAGCGUCCCCUCAGAGUCUUCGUCUGUCAGAGACGCUGAAGAAGAGUCAGAUUUGGACGUCUGUGGUGUCGGUGACUCUGGUGGAGGGUCAGGAGCUGCCGGUGGACACUCAGGGAGGUCAGCUCUUUGUCCGCUUCAGACUGGGAGAGCAGAGAUUCAAAAGCAAGAAUCACUGCAAAGUGGCGAAGCCUCAGUGGAGAGAGAGGUUCACCUUCAAUCAGUUCGUGGACAGUCCAGGAGUGUUGGAGGCGGAGCUCUGGUCCAAGGAAGGACGAAGGACAGAGGAGUGUUUGGGAACGUGUGAAGUGGACCUAUCCGGGGUCCCUCUCAAUCAGAGGCAGCUGUACACACACUCGCUGGUACCGGGGAGGGGGCGUUUGGUUUUCCUGCUCAUGCUGAACACGUGCAGCGGCGUCUCCAUCUCAGAUCUGUGCUCUGCACCUCUCGAUGAACCUCAGGAACAACAGAACCAGCUGGAAAACUUUAGUUUGAAAAAUUCCCUUCAAAACCUCCGAGACGUUGGUUUCCUUCAAGUCAAAGUUAUCAAGGCUGCAGAUCUACUAGCUGCUGAUUUAAACGGAAAGAGUGACCCGUUCUGUGUGUUGGAACUGGGGAAUGACAGACUUCAGACUCACACCAUCUAUAAGACCCUCAACCCAGACUGGAACCAAGUCUUCACAUUCCCUGUCAAAGACAUUCAUGAAGCUCUGGUGGUGACCAUCUUUGAUGAGGAUGGAGACAAGGCGCCAGACUUCCUGGGAAAAGUUGCCAUCCCCCUGCUCUUGAUCCGCCAGGGACAGCCGUUCACUUUCCCACUCAAGAAAGAGGACUUAGGUGGCAUGUCGAAGGGGAGCAUCACUCUGCAGCUGGAUGUUAUUUUUAACCCUGUCAGAGCAGGCAUAAAAACCUUUCAACCCAGAGAGAGAAGAUUCAUUGAGGAUAAUCCCAAAUUUUCCAAAAAGGCUCUGGCGAGGAACGUUCUGCGUGUUCAGACACUGUACAGGGCUAUCAUGUCGACGCUGCAGUACAUCAAAAGCUGCUUCCAGUGGGAGAGCGUUCAGAGGAGCCUGAUCGCCUUCCUGGUGUUUGUGUUGACAGUUUGGUACUGGGAGUUUUACAUGCUGCCCUUCUUCCUGGUUUUGCUCAUCUUGAGGAACUACCUCCAGAUAACCUACGGUCCCGUCAGCCACGAGCUGGAUAAUAUGGAUUUGGGGGAUGAGGAUGAAGACGAUGAGAAGGAGUCAGAGAGGAAAGGGCUGAUGGAGAAAAUCCACAUGGUACAAGACACCAUCAUCACACUUCAGAACCUGCUGGACACGAUCGCUUGUUUCGGGGAGAGGAUUAAAAACACGUUCAACUGGUCUGUGCCGUUCCUGUCGGGUCUGGCCCUCCUGGUUUUCACCAUCGGAGCAGUCCUCACAUACUUCAUCCCCAUACGAUACCUAGUUUUAAUAUGGGGCAUCAAUAAAUUCACCAAGAAACUACGGAACCCGUACAGCAUCGACAACAAUGAGGUGCUUGAUUUCCUGACGAGGGUGCCUUCAGAUGUGCAGAAGGUUCAGUUCGGUGAGGUGAGAGGCACCCGGAAGAAGAAAGUUCAGUAAGCGGACCUGACGCUGCCGCUGCUCUGUACAUCAUCUCCAGUGGAUCUGCGGAUUGUCACUUUUUGUUGUUUUCAGGGUGUGUGGAAGGUUUGAAUCUUCAUCUGCUGUGAUGAGAGCACAGCUGCACAGCGCUCAUAUCCACCAGCACCUAAAGACCUUUCAACCAAAGACAUCUACGCCAAAGACCCCGCAGAGAUUUUUACUAAUGUGUUCACUGUGCAUUUCUGGAGCAGUUUGUGAAAUAACUUUCAAAGAUUGUAUGUUUUAUUGGAUGUACAGUUUAUUCUUUUAGAUAUUUAAUCAGAGGCUGCUUUUUUAAAAUGUAGUAUUUUCUUAGUCCCAUGUUUUGUUUUCCUGAAAACAACUGAGAUAUAAGUUUGUAUUUUAGUGAAUGUAUAUGUUUGGCAGCAUUUGUGUGUGUAUAUUUCUACAUUGACAAAUGUGAAAACUUUAAUUAUAAAAUACAUGAUUCACUAUUUUUAAAAAUCACAAAUUGUAGCUGGGAUAAAACAAUAGAUUACCUAUAACAUAAAGUAGUUGUUUUUACGUGCAUGGACUUUGUGGUUUUAAAUAUGAAUGAAUUUCAGGUCACAAUCCCUUUUACAACCUUUCACACUGUACUGUCUAAACAGCAACAUAUCAAAGUUAGUAGCCAAUAUCAUGCAUCAUAUGCCUGUAUUGCUUGGAUGCACAUUGAAAAUGGAUAAACAUCUAUGUUCAUUCAGUACUGACUGACUCAUUUUCCUUCAACAUGAUGAUAUGGAUGUAUCUUUACAUGCACAGGUCCCACACAGUGGAUGCACUGUAGUUUGUACUCACUUAACUUAUUUAUUGAUUUACAGUCACUGAUGAAGACUGGUUUUCAUUUCUAACAGCAAUAAACAAACACAAUAGCCCAGUG